UAUUACGGUACUCGAAUUAACUGUUAUUUGUCCUUAAACUCGGUAACUUAACACUGAUAUUAAUCGGGAUUAAAAAAUACUUUUAGUGUAUAAAAAAAAAAUUAGGACAAACGUUCACCAAAUGCUUUGCACAGACAAAAGCAGGAUGAAUAUUUAGAGAAAAAUAUAAAGACGAUGAAAUCUUCAAACCGUCUAAGAGAUUCCAGACUUUUCCCAAGAAAUUUCCAUUGGAUCAUAUUUUUACUGACAGUAACAUUUAGAAUUCUGUAUGUUAUAAACAAAGACAAUUGGUGGAUUUUACACCCGGAUGAGAUUUAUCAAACGCUGGAAGUUGCUCACUCGGAACUACCGGACACUUGUGCCGUUAUACUUGUUGUUGUCGCGUUUACAAUUAAUUUUAAAAGAUUGAAAUCACUCUUGUGUCCAUAUUACUUGAUAGGAUUCAUUCUUGCUAUUUCCCUUGGUUUGAGAGAUGAUUAUGUUAGUUACGAUUCAAUCAUUAUAUCACCAUGGCAAUGGAUUAAAUUCAACGUUGCUGGAAAUUUAUCAGCAAAAUUGUUUGGAGUUGAACCAAUGUUGUUUUAUCUACGGAGACUACUGUUAGAUGAUUGGCUCAACAUUAUACUUUUGACUUUUAGCAUAUUUCUUUUUCUGCUGUAUGCAGUUUAUACCGUCCUCUUUCGUCAUGAAAAUUCUUCACCAAAAGAAAUGUUGGAAGUCAAAAUGACUAAGCAGUUGAUUAUGAUAAUAUUGUGUUUGUUGUGUUUGUAUUCGUCAAAAGGACACAAAGAAAUUCGGUUUGUUCACGACGUUAUUCCGUUGAUACUUAUUUUAUACAGUAAAAUUAUUGUGGUAGUUUGUGAACUAGGAUCAAAAUUGUGCAAAAUUAAGCAGUUUGUGUAUCUAAUUGUCAUUUUAACUGCAGCUAUCCAAGGGAACAUAUUCAUUUCUCUUAAUAAAAGCACAAUAUCAAAAUGGAAUUACAGAGGAAUCUAUAAUUCAAAUCACGUGAAUAAUUGCCUUGAUUUCAUUAGUCGACAGCAAAAUGUGACCGGUGUAUUUCUAGACGCUGAUUUUCAUAUGUCUGGAGGAUUUUCAAUCCUUCGGCACAAUGUUUCAGUCUUAGCACUUAAUCAAAAAGAAUAUUUAAAAUUUGGAGAAGAUGCAAGGAUAAUCGUGAAUUCCAAUUUCCGUAGAAAUGGAACAAAUUCAAUAUUUACUUUAAGUCGUAUUUCCGAUUUUAUAUCAGUUACCAAUCAACGAUAUCUUUGGAAAAGUAUUAUAGGAGAUUCAAAUAUAAAUUAUCUUAUUGUUGCAGGUCGAAGACUCUUGAUAGAUUCCGCUUUCGUUGAAAUAUAUACAUCUGGGGAUUUCAAAAUACUUAAGAGAACGUUUGACUCUAUAACAGAGCAAGCCUUAUCUUCCUUUGCAAAUAACUCAUCAUUGGUUAACAACCCCGUAAUAAUAAAUAUGGAAGCAGACUGGCUAAUAUAUUAUGGAUCGUAUAUAUCAGCAAGGCAGAGGUUGACAUACUCUUUGAAAAUCGAUGAACAAAAUCUUCAAUCGCACCAAUUAUUAAUUCAAUUAUAUCAUAUUAAAGGCGACAAUAAAUCAACACGAGCUGCUCUACAGGAAUGCCGGAAAUAUUAUGAGAGAAAAACAUGUCUACAGACACCAAACCAUAACCAUAUGAAAUUAAUUAAUAAAAAGAAACCGAAAAUGACAUAG
Mytilus californianus (California mussel) is the source of this 1728-nucleotide messenger RNA. RefSeq lists its product as uncharacterized. The transcript has 3 exons. The record is from RefSeq and is a predicted model, not a curated record. Gene Ontology annotation, molecular function: alpha-1,2-mannosyltransferase activity. Bases 175 to 1728 code for a protein of 517 amino acids. Lineage: Eukaryota; Metazoa; Mollusca; Bivalvia; Mytilida; Mytilidae. Gene Ontology annotation, biological process: protein N-linked glycosylation. Gene Ontology annotation, cellular component: endoplasmic reticulum membrane.